Messenger RNA from Anastrepha obliqua, 814 nucleotides. RefSeq names its product eukaryotic translation initiation factor 3 subunit K (gene eIF3k). NCBI's taxonomy places the organism in Eukaryota, Metazoa, Arthropoda, Insecta, Diptera, Tephritidae. The transcript has 3 exons. Gene Ontology annotation, biological process: regulation of translational initiation. Bases 93 to 758 code for a protein of 221 amino acids. Gene Ontology annotation, cellular component: eukaryotic translation initiation factor 3 complex; cytoplasm. The record is from RefSeq and is a predicted model, not a curated record. Gene Ontology annotation, molecular function: translation initiation factor activity; ribosome binding.
UCCUACGUCAACACAUGAAUUUGUGAAUUUUGUUUGCGUCGCAUUGCAGAAUUUCUAAUAGCUCACAUUAAAUAAAACAUUCUAACAACAAAAUGUCACAUAUGGUUAAAAUGGAGAAUGGACAAAGUCAAACCAUCCAAGAGAUGUUGGGUUGCAUUGAACGGUAUAACCCGGAUCAUCUGAAAACAUUGGAGGCUUAUGUGGAGGAUCAAGCUAAAAAUAACACCUACGACCUAGAAGCUAAUCUGGCAGUGCUGAAGCUUUACCAAUUCAAUCCUCACAUGCUAAACUUCGAUAUUACAUACACAAUACUACUUAAGUGUUUGACAAAUCUGCCUCAUACAGAUUUUGUAAUGGCUAAGUGCUUGCUACUUCCUCAACAAAUGAAAGAUGGAAAUGUGCAAACCAUAAUUGAUUUAGCAGAUAUAUUAGAGCGUACUGACUUUACACUCUUUUGGCAACGUGCGGAAGUAAAUCGCGCCAUGUUUCGUCACAUAGCUGGCUUCCACGAUUCCAUACGUAAAUUUGUAUGUCACGUUAUAGGCAUUACCUUCCAAACAAUCAGAAAAGAUUUAUUGAAGGAACUUUUGGGCAGUAUUGAGGAUUCCACACUAGAACAAUGGAUAAAGAAGUACGGUUGGAAACAUCAGGGCAAUCUGAUCGUCAUUGCUGUCCAAGAUGAGAAAAUUAAGACGAAAAAUAUCACUGAAAAAAUUGAAUUCGAUAAUUUAGGUGGUUUGAUGGCUCAGUGUUUGUAAUUGAAACUAAGAAAUUUUGCGAACUAAAUAAAAAGUUUUACACGAGAUAAACUAAA